AUGGAAGAGCUGGAUGCUUUGUUGGAAGAACUGGAACGAUCUUCCCUUGGGGAGAGUGAUGAGGAUCCCAAACCUCUCCUGCAGCCCAGCAAGGAUGGGAAGACAGAGGCAGCUAAGGCCUGUCCAGUCCAAAAUGACACACAGCCCAAGCCGGUGCAAGCCAUAUAUACUUCAAAGUCUGAAGACGGCAAUAUCUACAGUACUCUUCAGGAGCCAGAGCCUAGGAGGCUGCCUCAGGCCACCUCCGCAGCAGCACAGCUGGAUGAACUCAUGGCUCACCUGUGCCAGAUGCAGGCCAAGGUCAUGGAGAAGUCUGAUGGCCCCAAGGAACCACUGCCAAAAAAGAAUGAUUCCAGCGCCUCCUUGGACACUAUGCUUGGGGGACUGGAAAAGGACUUACAGGACCUGGGGAUUGCCACCAUCCCCAAGGGUCAUUGUGCCGCCUGCCAAAAACCCAUUGUUGGAAAGGUGAUCACGGCUCUAGGUUGGACCUGGCAUCCGGAACAUUUCGUCUGUACUCACUGCAAAAAGGAGAUUGGCUGUAGCAGCCCGUUCUUUGAGCGCAAUGGCUCUGCUUAUUGCUCCCAGGACUACCACCAGCUUUUUUCACCCCGCUGUGCGUACUGUGCGGCCCCCAUUGUUGAUAAGGUGCUGACAGCCAUGGACCAGACCUGGCACCCAGAGCACUUUUUCUGCUCUCACUGUGGGGAGGUGUUCAACGAGGAAGGGUUCCUUGAGAAGGACAAGAAGCCAUAUUGCCGCAGAGAUUUCUUAGCCAUGUUUGCUCCCAAGUGUAGAGGCUGCAACCGCCCCGUGCUGGAAAACUACCUGUCAGCCAUGGACGCCGUCUGGCACCCUGACUGUUUCGUGUGUGGGGACUGCUUCAAGCCUUUCUCCACGGCCUCCUUCUUCGAGCUGAAUGGGCAGCCCUUCUGUGAGCUGCACUACCACCGCCGGCGAGGGACCAUCUGCCCCGGCUGUGAGCAGCCCAUCCACGGGCGCUGCGUGAGCGCCAUGGGCCGUAGGUUCCACCCCGAGCACUUUGUGUGCGCCUUCUGCCUGAGCCAGCUCUCCAAGGGGGUGUUCCGGGAGAGGAACGACAAGGCCUACUGCCAGCCGUGCUUUGUGAAGCUCUUCCCCAUCUGACUCCAGCCCUGCUGGGCCCUGGGGCCUGGGGACAGCCCAGCCGGCUCCAGAUUCCACCUUCCCAGGAUGGGCCCGACUGACUCGGCAAUGCCGGGCCUUUUCCAGGCCUUCUCUCACUCUGAGCUCUUUCCUUCCAAGAAAAGCAGAACUUGGAGCUCCGUUCUGUCGCUCCCUCCUUCCUCCAUGGGCCCCUCCCUCUGCCACACUUGGGCUCUGCUGCUUCCCUGGCCUUAGGUCUCCUUGGCCCCCCUUACUCUCUCCUAGCCCCUUGGGAUGCUGGAACUCUGAAUCCUGCCUACUAAGAAGAAGAUGGGAAACUUCCAAUUCAAACAAUAUGGCUCUUGGGGAAUCAGUUCUCAUCAAGAUGCUCUUGGGUUCUAGCCUCCCUGAGAAAUAAAAUAG
Gracilinanus agilis (Agile Gracile Mouse Opossum) is the source of this 1548-nucleotide messenger RNA. It is a transcript of the gene LPXN, whose product is annotated as leupaxin. The transcript has 9 exons. The record is from RefSeq and is a predicted model, not a curated record. Gene Ontology annotation, biological process: cell-cell adhesion; positive regulation of substrate adhesion-dependent cell spreading; positive regulation of integrin-mediated signaling pathway. Bases 1 to 1146 code for a protein of 381 amino acids. NCBI's taxonomy places the organism in Eukaryota, Metazoa, Chordata, Mammalia, Didelphimorphia, Didelphidae. Gene Ontology annotation, cellular component: cytoplasm; focal adhesion; cell-cell junction.